UUUCUCUUUCAUCUCUGAUUGACGGCUGUGGCCAAGCCUUUGCCUGAACAACGGCGGUUACUGACUGAUGCUUCCGUAAAAGCCGUUGUUAACGACACUUUAUGGCGAUGUUGAGCUUGUAUUUUGUGCACAGCACCGUGUCCCCACUACCUCCCCUCUGCAUCCCUAUCACCUGUGGCUGGUAACGAACUUGUAGUUUCCUGGAGUGCCAGGUACGGCAGGAUGCGAUUUUGCUAUAUAAGAGGCUUCAGUUCGUCAUCCUCUUCACCUGGGUCUUGAAGAUCUCCUGAACCUGAGGACAGUUCGCACCUGAGCAUACGAAGAUGAAGGUCCUUAUUUUACUCGUCCUUCUUCACGCGCUGUGCGCCAUGAAACUUUCUCAUGCGUCUGUUUUCCCGCCACAACUCGGCGAUGAAUACGAGUGGGGGGAUGACAUCAACGACGACGACGACGACGAUGAUGAUGAUCGCGAUGACGGUGUCGUGGGAAUUGGAUGGCUCGACAGCAUCAUCAGAGGCGGCGUGCCACGUGGUUUCGCGAGCAGCUCUGCUUCAUCUGACGCCGCCGCUAACUCCGCCUUGCUGGGAGGAGUGGGAGGGGGCCCAGUGGCGCCACCAACCGCCAGUGCUGACGCUUUCGCCAGCGCCCAGGCCUCAGCCCUCGCCAGUCUGUUGGGAGGGAACGCGGGAAGCGGAUCUUCAUCUUCAGCAUUUGCCUCGGCAUCUGCCUCAGCUUUUGCGAGCGCCACCCAGAGAAUCCGAGCCGCCGGUUCCGCCUACGCAGCUGCCCAAGCUCAGGCCCAGGCCACGGCUUCAUCCCUGCUGGCGGCGCUGCAGUCGUCUGGCGUAGCCCAGUCCCAGGCCUCGUCUAGGGCAGUGUCGUCUGCCACCUCCGCCAUCGCCCUGGCGCGCGCCGAGGCGCAGGCCGCCGUCACUGGCGCCCGGGAAGCCUACGCCUCGGCCGUUGCCCGCGCACGCGCCGGCGUCAGCACCUUGCGCAGGACCGAGGCCACCUUCCGAGCUGCCGCCUCCGCCUUCGCCCGCGCGCGUGCCAUCGCUCGCGCCUCCGCUUCACGGGUGAGUGCCCAGGCCUCCGCCUUCGCUUUCGCCAUGGCCCGGGCGGCGGUUGUCGUGCGGGACGCGGCUGCCGACGGCGCGAGAGCGGCGGCCCAGGCCAUGGCCUCUGCGAGCUCCAGAGCGCGUGCUGGACUCGGAUCAGCCUCGGCGGAUGCCCAAGCCUUCGCUAGCGCCCUGGCGCGUGGCAACAUUGGGACCCAAGGCGCUCUGGGAGGAGGCUUGCCCGGCCUGGACGGACCUUCUGCUGACCUCGGUGGGCUGCUGGGUCUGGAUGAUGCUGGAUCCUCGAGGGUCGACGGUCUUGACGGUCUUGGGGGAGCAGGCGCUGGAGGAAACCUCGGGCUGCCACUGGGCGCAUCGGCAAGCGCCAGGGCUCGAGCCAGUGCGACUGCUACGAGUGGCUCCGGCAAGGUGCCCGGCUCGUACUAA
This is a messenger RNA of Pomacea canaliculata, 1505 nucleotides long. Its product is annotated as fibroin heavy chain-like. NCBI's taxonomy places the organism in Eukaryota, Metazoa, Mollusca, Gastropoda, Architaenioglossa, Ampullariidae. The coding region runs from base 324 to 1505 and encodes 393 amino acids. The record is from RefSeq and is a predicted model, not a curated record. The transcript has 4 exons.